AUGUCUGCACCAGCAACAAGCCGAAAAGACGCAUGCAAGCUUGUGAAGUCUAUUGCCGAAGAUCAUGGAUACGUUCAUGAAGACGACUGGAACUUGAUGCCCUCUGCAGUUCGUGAAAGAGUGCAGAAGGCAUUGAGAAAUUUGGAGGGCAUCGCAGCCGUUGCUGUUUCUACCUUGGCCAAGAAUUUAUAUACGAGCGAUGCGCGAUUUGUAUUUGAGUUGCUGCAGAAUGCAGAAGACAACUCUUUUGAGAAAGCCAUUGAGGCUAACCUGACGCCAUAUGUUUCCUUCGAACUUCAUCCUGAUCACAUCAUCAUCGAAUGCAAUGAAGAUGGUUUCGAGCCCAAGAAUCUCAAGGCCAUCUGCGCAGUUGGUCAAAGCUCAAAGUCAGGAGUGCAAAAAGGAUAUGUUGGUGAAAAAGGCAUCGGGUUCAAAUCCGUCUUCAUGGCCGCGUGGAAGGUCCAUAUUAAAUCUGGUCACUUCAGUUUCUUCUUUCAGCAUAAACGUGGAGACCAGGGAUUAGGGAUGAUUUCACCAGUGUGGGAAGAACCAGAAAAUGAUCAACCACACCCAGGGACGCAGAUGAAGCUGGAACUUGGCGAUGGCUACACGCCGAUUCCAUCCUCUCAGUACCAAAUUAUUCUGGACCAAUUCAGCAGUUUAAAUGAGAGCAUUCUUCUUUUCAUGCGAAAUCUAGGAGAAAUUCGGAUAUCAAUAUUUGAUAACGAAGGAAAUCUGGAAAAAUCAAACACUUUCUCGAAAGAGCGGAUCAAUGCAAAUCUCACCAGACUUACUAAAGUAUCCAAAACAGCCAACAACGUGGAUAGCUCUUUUAAAGACUAUUAUAUUUUCAAGCAUACCGUUGGCAAUCUCGACAAAAAUGAAAACCGAACAUACUCUGAAUACGAAGAAAAGACCAAAGCAUAUGCUACAGCAGAGAUCGUCUUGGGUUUCCCAUUGACUGAGGAAUCAAUACCUAUCGUGGAAUAUCAGGACAUUUUUGCAUUCUUGCCCAUGAAAGAAGUGGGAUUUACAUUUCUUAUUAAUAGUGAUUUUGUGACCCAAGCCAACCGGCAGGACAUCGUGACGACAUCUAGCAGGAAUAUAGGCAUUCGACAAGGAAUAGCCGAUGCAUUUAUCCAGGCUAUCCUUGAAUUUUGCAAUCAUCCUAAGCUGCAAUAUACUUGGAUGAGAUUUUUGCCAAAUAAAGACCAGCACUUUGACGCUUUUUGGUCGCAACUGGUUACGUUACUGGAUGAUAAGCUGAAAGAGACUGCGGUUCUGAGACCACGAAGCGAAACAACUUUUCGUUUAAUAUCUUCUCUCCGCUACUCCGUGGAUUCCCAGCUCGAUCGCCAUGGAGAGCCAUUGUUCAGGGACAACAAUCCGGAAAUGCAUAUUUCGAAACAUUAUGCGAAGGAGGAUGUCAAUAUUCUACGCAACUUUUAUGGCCUAACAGAAUACACCGCGUCCGAAAUUCUACUUGCUAUUUCAUUAGACCUCGGAAUGAGCGAUUCCAGAAUGAAAUCCGAGGAUAUGGACGAUGAUUGGCAUACGAGAUCGGCAAAUUACUUGAGUUACGUAUAUCUGACAGGAGAUGCGUCUAUCCGGUCCAAGCUGCGCAGUUUGCCAUUCCUACCACUCCAGGAUGAGAAAUGGAUUGCAGCUGCGAAUCACGACGUGUUUUUUUCAGAGGCUGGCUCGCUAGAUGUUCCGCCCGAGCUCGACCUAAAUAUAAUCAUCCCAAAAGCCUCGCAAAAUGUCCACCGUCGGCAGCUUUUCAGCCGUUUGGGUGUAAAAGAGGCUGAAGUUUCUUUCCUGCGUCGAUUGAUAUUAAAUAGAGGAACCAAAAUGAAGUGGAUCAAUUCGUCUGUUAAGCAACUCAAGUACAUGUUUUUAACGGACAAGCAUAAACAAAACUCAGAAGACAGUGGAAACAUCUGGAUAGGGGACAGCAACAACACUUGGCGAAGAACACAUCACGUGGAUGUAUUUAUGCCUGACAACAAGCCAUUCGGUCCUUCCAAGCUACUUGAAGAAGCUAAAGACAUUGAUAAUUUAUCCGUCAAGUUUAUCCAUCCGCUCUACAUAAAUGGGGUUUUCGAUGAUGAUGCUAGCUCGCUUACUUCGUGGAAGAACUGGCUAUGCAGCUAUGCUGGGGUACGACGUCAUGUGCGAAUCAUCUCUAAAGAGAAAAGGAACGAACUUUCGAAUGAAUGCCUAUACGUGGCAAAAAAUCAUGCUGAUAAAUUUCUUGGGUUUUUGAACUACAGCUGGGGCCAAGAAAGCAAAGACAUAGAAUCAUCUCCCGCCUUAAUUAAACGGCUUAAGGAAAUACAGGUCCCCUGCCAUGGCGGCCUAUGGUACUCAAUCGGAUCGACAUGGCUCCCACUACCGAAUUUACAAACAGCGUGGGAAAGAUUUUCAAGAGGGCAUGAGACAUUUCCACUUCUCAAACUGGACAGAGAAGUUACGCGCGAGUCCUACGCCAAAGAUUGGGGAUUUCUGGUUUCAUCUCUUGGAGUUGGUACUGAAGAGGACCUGGACUUUUACCUAUCAAUCCUAUAUCAUAUUGUGCGCGAUUUUGAGGAUGAGGGUGAUGAGGACAUAUAUGAUCUUUCCCGCAUAUUUGAACUAUAUGGCGUCAUCUACGGCAAGUACAUUGCAUCUUCUGAUAAUGCAACUAAGGACAAAAUUCGGUAUCUGCUGUAUGUCCCAUGGAGUAAAUAUCCGUAUACUGAUCGACCGUCACCGGCGGAAUGCGUAUGGGACGGCCCUAAAUCUUUGACUAUUAAAGCACCGUUGCUGGCUAUAUAUAAAGCCAUACCAGUUGAAAAUUUAUCAACUAUCACCCCUUUUUUUACCGAAGUGCUUGGUAUAGGCAACUACGACGAGAAAAUAUUAUGCGAUCAGCUCGAUGAUCUAAGAGAGUCAGGUUCAAACGAUUUUGACAGAAUCAAGAGUCUCUACAUUUCGCUCCGGGAAUUGUUGGGCAAAAAGACGUCGAAUGAAACUAGGGAACUAAUAAGAAACUUUGCGAGUAAAGCUCUGAUUUAUACAAAGUCCGAUGAAUGCUGGAAUACAGUUUCACAGUGUCUGUGGUCCUGUGCAACGACUAUUCGCAGCAAGAAAGUUCUAGAGAGCGACUACAAAGAAAUGAGAUCCUUUUUCGUCGGUAUUCUGGGUGUAGAGACACUCAAUCUUGGGCUGAUAUAUACCGAGCUCUCGAAACUGGGAGAAUCGACACCCACGGUUGAGUUGGUGAAGGAACAACUGUUUGCUUUCAGAGAUCACUUGAACACUAUAAGGGAUUAUCCGGACGUCAAACCGGAUUUAAUGAGGAAAUUCAAGAUUUUCCCGGUCAGACAGCCUGGCAUCAACCAGAAUAUACAGUUUUGUGACGGGAAUGCAGAGUUCGCGAUAGCAGACAGGCGUCCUCUGGAAGAUAACUUUCGGCAAAAAAUCAGAACAUUGGGUUUCACUUUUGACGAAAUCCAUGCCUUAGGUCCUGUCAUCAGAUGGUUGGGUCUUGAAGAAAGAUAUCUCUCACGUCUGGUCACAGAAACUUCAAAGGUCGAAGAGAGUGACCGUGUCUUGAACUACUCUCUGAGUCGUAACAUCGAAUCGAGAGCGCGUGCUCUGUGCCGGGUUGCCAAACACUUUAACAGCCCAAAAUGGCGUACAACAGAGGAAUUUCAAGAACUGUACGACAUGCUUAAGAAGGCCAAAGUGUUUGAGACAGAUAAAAUAUCCUGCCUACAGAUCGUACAACAAGGCGGCAAGCAAUAUUCGCAUGAGAUAAGUCGCAGCGAGUUUCAUUUAGAAGAGACUGACGUGGGUCUCGAUAUUUUUGUCCCCCAAGAAAAGAAGUCUCAAGCACUCUGCCUCGCCCGCGCUUUGCCAGCACGACUGUUUGAAUGGAUGACAACAGUUCCUUCUACGAAAAAUUCCAGCUCUAUCAAUGACCGAAGUCAUUCACUAGUGAAGGAUAUUUUAAAAGAAGACUCUGACAUCUAUAAUCAGAUUCUUCUUGCAGAAGGAAUAGUCGAUAUCGACAUAGAAGACGAAGACGUUUCCGAUGAAGAAGACUCAACUACAGCAAGUUCGGCAAGGGGGGAAGCCUCCGAAACAUAUGGUUCAACUGAAUUUGGAUCAAAUAUGGCGACACCCUUGACUGAUAUUUCCUCUCCAAGGAUGGAUUUUGAUCAAGACGAGAUACUACCUACUGUUGCACAUCAAGCUAUCAUUGGUGCCAACAGCCGCUUUGCCUCUUCGCGGAGUGCCACUAGAGUUCUUAUACAAGAAACGCCAUCAAAUGCCUCAGCAGGUAAUAUUGAACUAUCUACCUCUAUACGGAGAGAAGCUAUUUCGGCUAGCAUUGGGUAUACGGGUUUAUUAAGCCAGGUUGUCUCUGCGGCACGAAGAGCGUCAUUUCCCACAAAGGGUAUUUUCGACCUGGACGCCCUUCGAGAAUCUUUGCCAUCAGUUGCGGCCACCAAUUCCAAUUUGUAUGAAACCGACGGUAGCGAAUUUAACUCCGCCCUCGGCCUUCCACAGAUGGAAAGAGACAAGAUGAUCGGGGCUGCUGGAGAGCUAUAUGUAUUUGAACUUCUUAAAGCGUGCAAUCCCUCACUACCAAACUUUGGUGUAGAUAACUGGAAGAGCAGGAUUCGGUCGUACGCGAGGAAGCAUCCGGAGUAUGCAACUAUGGAGCCUUGGCACGGCAUCGAGACAUCCGACCUUGUCUAUCAUGACAGUAUGGGAGCAUUUACCAAGCUGCUAAUAGACAAGUGUUACUUUGAUGCUAGUACAUGGGGAAAUAGGAGACCAAAAUAUCACUUUGAGGUAAAAACGACAGCUUCCUCCUGCGAGACUCGCUUUUUCGUGAGCAAGAAGCAGUACAAAAUGGUACGGGCCCCUCAAUUGAUGUAUUUUACUGGGAUUAAAUGCUAA
Molecule: messenger RNA, 4953 nt
Organism: Trichoderma virens Gv29-8
Lineage: Eukaryota; Fungi; Ascomycota; Sordariomycetes; Hypocreales; Hypocreaceae
Exons: 7
Coding region: 1-4953 (1650 amino acids)
Source: RefSeq, a predicted model, not a curated record